CACCGCCACCGCCACCGCCACCGCCGUUGACCACUACCGCCGCCAGAAGAGAGAGCAGGAGAGACGUGAAGAUAGGAAGAAUAAUUUUCUAAUAUUAUUCAAACAAAGCGCGUCAUGGAAAAGGACAGAGAGAAGGAUGGAUUAGCUCUUCUCCUCUACAGGAAACCUGCAAUCGUACGUAACAAUUGAUUGAACAACGAAGAAGAAAUUUAGUGGUUUGGUUGUCACUCUUGAUUUGUAAUGAUGAUGACGAUUGAGGGUACGAUGGAUGCGACGAUUUUGGACGAUAUCAUUCGAAGGCUUUUGGAAGGAAAAGGGGGAAAACAGGUUCAAUUAUCUGAGAGUGAGAUCCGGCAGAUCUGCGUCAACGCCAGACAUGUCUUCCUUUCCCAGCCCACUCUGCUUCAUCUCAACACUCCCAUCAAAAUCUGCGGUGAUGUACAUGGGCAGUACCAAGACCUUUUGAGACACUUUGAUAGUGGUGGCUUUCCUCCCACUGCAAACUACCUUUUUCUUGGGGAUUAUGUUGAUCGUGGCAAGCAAAGCUUAGAGACUAUAUGUUUGCUUCUAGCCUACAAAGUGAGGUAUCCUAACAAUAUCUUCCUUUUAAGGGGGAACCAUGAAGAUGCAAAAAUUAAUAGAAUAUAUGGUUUCUAUGACGAGUGUAAAAGAAGGUUUAAUGUCCGACUAUGGAAGAUUUUCACCGACUGCUUUAAUUGUUUGCCUUUGGCCGCACUCAUUGACGAAAAGAUACUUUGCAUGCAUGGGGGUCUCUCUCCAGAAUUGGAUAAUGUGAAUCAAAUAAAUGACCUUUCAAGGCCUAUUGAGAUUCCAGAUAAUGGUCUAAUUUGUGAUUUGCUAUGGUCUGAUCCUGAUCCCCAUAUUGAGGGGUGGGCUGAGAGUGAUCGAGGUGUUUCAUGUAUGUUUGGAGCUGAUAGGGUUGCUACAUUUUUGGAGAGAAAUGAUCUUGAUCUAAUAUGUCGAGGCCAUCAGGUUGUAGAGGAUGGGUAUGAGUUCUUUGCGAAACGAAGAUUAGUCACAAUAUUUUCAGCUCCAAAUUAUGGUGGGGAAUUCGAUAAUGUAGGUGCUUUAUUGAGUGUUGAUGAAGAUCUAGUGUGUUCUUUUCAAAUCUUGAAACCAAUGGAUAACAAACCAGUCGAACUCAAACCAGCUGAACACAAACCAGCUGAACACAAAUCAGCUGAAUGCAGUUCUAAUACAUCGGGGUUGACUCUUAAGAAGGCUCUCCUAUCGACGGGCUCUCCUGGCUUUCGCUGAGCAGCUCCCCAAAAGUGGAAGGUUUUGACAUGUGACGCAUCUAGUGGUCUUCACAGAUUGGUUCAAUCCAAGGAGUUUCUCGGGAGCUUGGUUUUGCUAUAGUUGGAAUUUUUUUUUUGGUUCUUUGAUGGUAUUGCUUUAGACAAAACUUGCUAUCCAAUCAGCAUCAAUCAAAAGCUCUAUGAAAUCAAAGCUUGUUGCAAAUUCAAGCUUACAUGAGAUUAGUAUACGAUAUGUAAA
Messenger RNA from Telopea speciosissima, 1518 nucleotides. RefSeq names its product serine/threonine-protein phosphatase PP1-like. Bases 241 to 1278 code for a protein of 345 amino acids. The record is from RefSeq and is a predicted model, not a curated record. Gene Ontology annotation, molecular function: protein serine/threonine phosphatase activity. The transcript has 5 exons. Gene Ontology annotation, cellular component: nucleus; cytoplasm. Lineage: Eukaryota; Viridiplantae; Streptophyta; Magnoliopsida; Proteales; Proteaceae.